GGCCUGACUGCCAUUGAAAAAUAAAAAAGAUCAAUAGCAUUCCAGCUUUUCUUGUAGAUUUCCAAACCUCUCUCUCAUUAUACAAUAUGGUAGACGUCCAUACAUUAGACGGACAUGUUCCAACUUAUCCUCGCUCUGAAGGCUUGAUCGAAACCGAUGUCGCUUUACCAGCCCCACAUCUACAAUCCUCGACUGAUCGUAGUAGUCUGCCUCAUGUCGGUUCGACCAAUGAACCUGACUACUUGCAGAUGAUCAUGACAUCCCGGGUAUACGAUGUUGUUCAGCAGACUGCUCUUCAGCGUGCUGACAAUCUCAGCGCUAAGCUCAAUGCCAACAUCUACCUCAAGCGGGAAGAUUUGCACUCGGUUUUUUCGUUCAAGAUUCGAGGAGCUUAUAAUAGAAUUGCACACCUUUCGGAAGAAGAAAAGGCAGCGGGUGUUAUUGCAUGUUCAGCAGGUAACCAUGCUCAAGGUGUUGCACUAGCGGCAAAAACAUUAGGCAUAAAGGCUAAAAUUGUCAUGCCCGUACCAACACCAGCUAUCAAGUGGCGCAAUGUUAAGCGACUGGGUGCCGAGGUGAUUUUGCAUGGAAACGAUUUUGACGAAGCCAAGGCCGAGUGUGUUCGUUUGACCGAGAAAUACAAGCACACCAACAUCCCACCUUACGAUGACCCAUAUGUGAUUGCUGGCCAAGGCACAGUCGGUCUAGAGAUUUUGCGACAAAUGGAUCCUCAAAAAAUACAUGCUCUCUUCAUUCCCGUUGGUGGCGGAGGGUUGAUUGCUGGCAUUGCUAGUUAUGUUAAGAGAAUUGCUCCACAUAUCAAGAUUAUUGGUGUUGAGGCUAAUGAUGCCAACGCAAUGACCCAGAGUCUUAAGGCGGGUAAAAGACUGGAAUUGAGUGAAGUUGGCUUAUUUGCCGAUGGUGCGGCUGUCCGCUUGGUCGGCGAAGAACCUUUCCGACUUGCCGAAAAGCUGGUGGACGAUAUGAUCAAUGUAACCAACGAUGAAAUUUGUGCAGCCAUCAAGGAUGUCUUCGAAGAAACCCGAUCUGUCUGCGAGCCAACCGGUGCACUUGCUUUAGCUGGUAUCAAGCGAUAUCUUCAUCUCCACCCAGAAUCUCGAGAAGGUGGGCUUGUGGCCAUUGUUUCAGGCGCAAACGUCAAUUUUGAUCGUCUGCGCUUCAUUGCGGAUCGUGCGCAGCUCGGUGAAUUGUCUGAAGCGUUCUGCAAUGUUAUCAUUCCCGAAAAGCCUGGUAGCUUCAUCAACAUGAUUAAGCAUGUCAAUCCCAGAUCCAUCACAGAAUUCUCUUACCGAUACUCGGACCCUGAACAAGCUCAUAUCUACAUUAGCUUCAAAGUACAAGACUUGGAAGCAGAAUCCAAAGAAGUCCUGGAUGGCUGGAAAUCUGAGGGCAUGCAUGGUUGGGACGUCAGCCAUAACGAACUCGCAAAAACCCAUGCUAGAUACAUGGUGGGUGGGCGUCAUAGUGUUCCAAAUGAGCGCAUCUUCCGUUUCAUCUUCCCAGAACGCCCAGGAGCUACCCAGAAAUUCUUGGCAGGUCUGGCUUCUGAAUGGAAUGUAUCUCUCUUCCACUAUCGCAAUCAUGGAGACGAUAUGGGUAAAGUUUUAGUUGGCAUUCAAGUGCCACCUGAAGAUAAUGCGGCAUUUGAUCGUUAUCUGGAAGAACUCGGAUACAACUAUGUUGAAGAAACUCAUAAUGUCGUGUAUGAAACGUUUUUGAGAGCGUAAAUUGUUUUUGUUCGCUCCCCAUUAAAUAUAAUAGAAAUGGAGAUCUGCAGUUUUGGCCUAUCACUUUGUGGCGUAUGUGGCGGAGACCAUUAUGAGAGUGGUAGAAAUUACUAAAAAAGUCGCAAGCUGUUUUUGCCUGCUG
Umbelopsis ramanniana AG is the source of this 1890-nucleotide messenger RNA. RefSeq lists its product as uncharacterized. The coding region runs from base 87 to 1748 and encodes 553 amino acids. The transcript has 6 exons. The record is from RefSeq and is a predicted model, not a curated record. Lineage: Eukaryota; Fungi; Mucoromycota; Umbelopsidomycetes; Umbelopsidales; Umbelopsidaceae. Gene Ontology annotation, biological process: L-threonine catabolic process. Gene Ontology annotation, molecular function: threonine deaminase activity; pyridoxal phosphate binding.